Aegilops tauschii subsp. strangulata is the source of this 3189-nucleotide messenger RNA. RefSeq names its product glucan endo-1,3-beta-glucosidase 14. NCBI's taxonomy places the organism in Eukaryota, Viridiplantae, Streptophyta, Magnoliopsida, Poales, Poaceae. Gene Ontology annotation, biological process: carbohydrate metabolic process. The record is from RefSeq and is a predicted model, not a curated record. Gene Ontology annotation, molecular function: hydrolase activity, hydrolyzing O-glycosyl compounds; DNA binding.
AUUUCGUUGGCCUAUCGCGAUUUGGACUUUGGAAGCUAGCGCUUGCAGGAGGAUAGUACGUCGCGUGCGUAAUCUGACCUGCCGCCCGGAGCCUGCAACUGCUCCCAUAUAAACGCGCGGCGAAACAGGGGCGGCCGGAGGCCUUCCUUCCCUUCUUCCUUCCGUGUCGCUCUGAAGGACAGAGCGGACACGAAGGAGAGAAAGAGAUGCGAGCAAGGGACGACGCGCCAAUGGAGAGGAGGAUGAUCGCUGCCGGCCGUCGCUUCUUCGACUCGUCUUCUUCCUUGCUUCUGCUCUGCCUCCUGCUCUCGCUCCUCUCAGCCAACAAUGGCAUUGUAUCGGCGGCGACGGCGCCACUCAAGUUCGGCAUCAACUACGGCCAAAUAGCGAACAACCUCCCGCACCCGGCGCAGGUGUCCGGCCUCCUCCGGUCGCUCAACGUCAACAGGGUCAAGCUCUACGACGCCGACCCGGCCGUCCUCACGGCCUUCGCCGGCACAGGCGUCGAGUUCACCAUCAGCAACGGGGACCUCCUCAACAUGUCCGACGCCCGCAACGCGCGCGCCUGGGUGGCGCAGAACGUCCAGCCCUUCCUCCCGGACACCCGCAUCACCUGCGUCAUCCUCGGCAACGAGGUGCUCUCCGGCACCGACGCGUCCGCCAUGCAGAGCCUCCUCCCCGCCAUGCAGGCCGUGCACCAGGCGCUGGUGGACCUGGGCCUCGACGACCAGGUGAACGUGUCGACGUCCCAGUCCGUCAACGUGCUCGCCAGCAGCUACCCGCCGUCGGCCGGCGCGUUCCGGGAGGACCUCGCGCAGUACAUGCGGCCGCUGCUGGACUUUCUCGCCGAGCUCGGCUCGCCGUUCCUGAUCAACGCGUACCCGUUCUUCGCCUACAAGGCCAGCCCCGGGAGCGUGUCGCUGCCGUACGUGCUGUUCGAGCCCAACCCCGGCGCGCACGACCCCGGCACCAACCUCACCUACGACAACAUGCUCUACGCCCAGAUCGACGCCGUCUACGCGGCCAUGGAGGCCAUGGGGCACAAGGACAUCGCCGUGAGGAUCUCCGAGACCGGGUGGCCGUCCGCCGGGGACGCCGACGAGGUGGGCGCCACCGUGCAGAACGCCGCCACGUACAACGGGAACCUGAUGAAGCGGGUCGCGGCGGGCCAGGGGACGCCGCUGAGGCCGGAUGUGCCCGUGGACGUGCUCGUCUUCGCCCUGUUCAACGAGAACAUGAAGCAGGGGCAGGCGUCCGAGAGGAACUACGGGCUGUUCUACCCCAACGGCACGUCGGUGUACGACCUCGGGUUCGGCGGGGCGUCGUUCGGCCCGUCGUCGCCGACGGCGUCGGGGUUUUCCUCUUCUUCCAAGCCGACGAUAUCUUUUCCGGUGGGGGUGGUUGUCCUGUUUGCAGCAUUUCUCUUGUAAUCACCAUCCAGAAGUGUAUUUAGGCAUUUAGCUAUUGUGAUUGGCCACUAACCGAUAGUUCAGUUUGUGCCAACAUGCAUGGCACAUAAGAUCAGCUGAUCGUACAUUGUUCUCGCACUAGGUAAGUUUUUUUUCCUGAAAGGGAGGCAAAUCUAUUAAUUAAGAGAGAAUAGAAUUUGUUGUGUUACAGUAGGGCAUUACAAUACACCGCCAAUACAAAUGGUCAUUACUCUCUUGGCAUCAUAGUACCCAAGUGUUUGGCACCUGCUGUGACCCAAACCGCCGCCUCAACCUUGAUAUUGCUAAGCAGGACCAUCGGAGGGAUGCUCUUUUGACGGGAGACGUGCAUUUCUUUCAUUCCAAAUGGUCCAAGAGAUAAGCAUGGUUAACGAAGCCAUCGGCUGUUCUAGUUCUUUUUUCAAGGGCAAACUCGUUUUAUUUGUGGAUAAUACACAUUUUUUAGAAGCACCGUACAAACGCAUGCACCCACAACAUGCAACACACUCAUACCCUAUGAAAGCAGAUAUGAACAUCCUAUCCCUAUGAGCACCUUCAAGAAAUUGAGCCGACACGAUCUUAUUAGUGACGAAGUUGACAGAGACAUCUCGAAGUCGACAGGCAUGUCAUACAAGUGAAUGAAUAGCGUCGAAAAUCUUGAAAAUAUGCGACCACACGGGCCAAGUUUCGGACUUGAAUCCUUGUGAACUGAUUUCACCACAAGAAAUCUAAUCAUCUACAUAAAGGAUUUUCAUCCAAUCGUCGCAAAGUGAUACAACUGCACCGAGUGUAAAACCGUCCUCAGCAUAACUAGAUGCACAUAAACAUACUUUACGCAAACAAAAAUAUAUACUGGGCACUGUUCCAUAAUCGAAUACCCAUCGUGAAUACUACGUAGGUGAAUACUAGAGCUUGUGCACAUCAUGAGGAGAGCUGGUGGUCCAGAUUUCGAGAGUAUUUUGACAUGAGAGCCAAAACAGAUUGAGCCAGGUUACUAUACAAACCGUUGAUGCAUGAGAUGGAAGUGCAACGAUGCAUUUGAUUUAGCAUUGUGCACAUAUCGGGCGAGGAAGGAACGCACAGUAGUUUCGAAACAAAUUUCCGCAUUAAGAGUUUCUAUAAGAUACAUUCAGAGAUCUCUUGGGCUCUUGGCUCAUGACUAAGAGAUUUCACUGCCAGCUCAGGUCUUGUCACCACAUUUUCUGAACUCUAUUCUAUGCAAACACCCCAAUUUCCGCAUAUGAAAAGUGUGACGAGGUAGAAAAAGGAAAUACUUUUAUAAACCGAAAGAAGGAGAGGGUAAUGCCCAGAGCAAGCACUGUGCAAGACUAUCACAGUAGCACAAAGAAAAGUACUCCCACUGUCUCAUAAUGUAAGAACGUUUUUCCCUCUUCUCUCCGUUGUUUUCUUCCAUGUUCGUGUGUGUUCCAUGGAGGAUUGUUCAUGCAGAUGCCUGGCAAAGAUGGCGCACAUAGCUGACGGCUGUGUGUACGAAUCUGGUUUGGAGCUCACCCAGACUCAGCGCCGUGGGCAACUUUCUUGUCUGCUGUACAGCAACCAUGGGUUUCGUGCACCCUAUGUUUGUCGCCUGACGGUUGGUGACUUGAAGGAAUCAUGGAUAUGUGUUUCUAUUCGUUUUGUUUUCUACUUUUUUGUAGGUCUCUUUUUGAAUCCCAUGGACUGAUAUGUAGUUUAGUGUUAUGAAUAGUUUGUCUAUAUUUUUUUAUUUGGUUUUGUCAGAAUUUAACAGUAGGGAUUUCUG